This is a messenger RNA of Bathycoccus prasinos, 735 nucleotides long. RefSeq lists its product as hypothetical. The coding region runs from base 1 to 735 and encodes 244 amino acids. The transcript has a single exon. Lineage: Eukaryota; Viridiplantae; Chlorophyta; Mamiellophyceae; Mamiellales; Bathycoccaceae. The record is from RefSeq and is a predicted model, not a curated record.
AUGAGAACAAGUAGUCAUCAUCACGACGAGAACAACGACAACGACGACGACGACGAGAGGAUUAAACUCGUCGUCUGGGACUUUGACAUGACCAUUCUGAGAAUACACUCGUUCGCCAAACGCAUUUCCGCGUUGGACGUUCCGAGAAGAGAUUACGAGAGAGACUGCGCGGAUGCGAAUUUCUUCCGAGCGUUUUUACGAGAGAUGAAACAGAAGUCAAUCAAAGUUGCGAUUGCCUCGUUCGGAAAGAGAGAGGUGAUUGAAACGUACUUGAAAUGUUUAGUGGACGGGAAGAAAGGAGACGAGGAUUUAGCGGAGUACGCGUUCAAUGAGAAAAAGAAAAGCAUAGUGACGCCGAACGACGUGGGCGGAACAGACGGGUGUUCCAUGAAGGACAAAAGUCGGAUGUUGGAUGCGUUGACGAAACGGUACGUGUUGUCGAUGAACGAGGAAGAUAUUAGUAGUGCACAAGGAGAGGACCCGGUCGAAUCGUCGUCGGCGGCGUCGUCUUUGUUAGGAAAAGCUAGGAAACAAGUUGUGUUUUUUGACGACGACGAGGACAACGUAAACGCGGCGAAAAAGUUAGGAUACGCGUACGCCGUGCACACGCCGAACGCGUUCGAAAGAGAAAGUUGGAGAGAGUUGUAUUGGAAAAUACCAAAGUUGAGAGAGUUGUUUCCGGAAGUUGACGAAAAUUUGACGCACUCGAAGACAAGGAAAGUUUUACAAAUGUAA